Trematosphaeria pertusa is the source of this 1146-nucleotide messenger RNA. RefSeq names its product MFS general substrate transporter. Gene Ontology annotation, biological process: transmembrane transport. Gene Ontology annotation, cellular component: fungal-type vacuole membrane. The record is from RefSeq and is a predicted model, not a curated record. NCBI's taxonomy places the organism in Eukaryota, Fungi, Ascomycota, Dothideomycetes, Pleosporales, Trematosphaeriaceae. The transcript is spliced from 2 exons. Gene Ontology annotation, molecular function: transmembrane transporter activity. Bases 17 to 988 code for a protein of 323 amino acids.
AUGCACUUCCUUAUGCAUGCUACUUUUGGGGCUUUGUACAAAAUAUUGGCAUUUCAUGCUUGCCUUCGGUGUACUUGGUGGAGUCGGCACAUCUUUACUCUUCACACCAGCACUCUCAGCAGUGAGCCAUUGGUUUCUCGAAAAGCGUGGCAGCGCCACAGGUAUUGCAGCGGCAGGCGGCUCGCUAGGUGGCAUCAUCUUCCCUCUCGCCUUGCAGAAGCUGUUUCCCAAAGUCGGAUUUGCCUGGGCGACGAGAAUAAUCGGAUUUAUCUUCAUCUUCUGCUCGGCCAUUGCAGUUCUUUUGAUCCGCUCACGACUCCCACCAAAGCCAGGACAGUCUGUUAUGCCUGACCUGCGCAUAUUUCGCUCGAAUCGAUCGUACCUGCUGCUUACCCUCGGAAUAUAUUUCAUGGAAUGGGCGUUAUUUGUCCCGAUUACCUACUUGACCACCUUCGCCACGUCGACUGGAGCGCUUUCGCCUGCCUUUUCUUACCAGCUCAUUGCAAUAAUGAACGCCGGAUCUUGCUUGGGGCGAUGGGCCCCUGGAUAUAUUGCCGAUAAGCUUGGACGCUUCAACUCGAUGAUCGCCGCACUUGCAGUCUGCACCGCAACGACCAUCACGCUCUGGCUGCCGGCAUCAAUCCUCACACCCCACACCGCCGCAGAAGCCACUACCAUCAAAGCGCUAUCGAUCGUCUACGCGGUGAUUUUCGGUUUUGCAUCAGGAUCUAAUAUUUCCUUGACGCCAGUCUGUGUCGGUCAGCUGUGCGAUACCAACGAGUAUGGCCGCUACUAUGCGACCUGUUACACAAUUGUCAGUUUCGGUACUCUGACAGGUAUACCGAUCGCGGGCAGCUUGAUCUCGGCGGCCGGUGGGCAUUACUGGGGAGUGGUGGUCUGGACUGGGCUGUGUUAUAUCGUGUCUUUGGGCUGCUUCAUCUGGUCGAGGGCUUGUAGGGUAGGGUGGAAGUUGCCGGUAAAGUACUAGGGCUGAAAGCCUUCAGGCCACCCGUUGCAUGUUCUGGGGUGAGCAGGACGAUCCGGCGAUAGGAUAGGCUGGGCAGGGCUUCGAAACCUUCCAGGUUUAGUUUUACAUUUGCUGUUUUGUUGUACGGUUUUUGGUACCUUGCAUAUAGAAAAGUCGAU